Molecule: messenger RNA, 330 nt
Organism: Aureococcus anophagefferens
Lineage: Eukaryota; Pelagophyceae; Pelagomonadales; Pelagomonadaceae
Exons: 2
Biological process (GO): translation; ribosomal large subunit assembly
Cellular component (GO): ribosome
Molecular function (GO): structural constituent of ribosome; rRNA binding
Source: RefSeq, a predicted model, not a curated record
CGCGGCUUCGCCUCCCGGAAACACAAAAAGUUCAUCAAGCUGGCCAAGGGCUACCGCGGGCGCGCCAACCGGUGCUUUCGCAUCGCCGUGCAGCGCGUCGAGAAGGCGUGGCAGUACGCGUACCGCGACCGCAAGGUGAAGAAGCGAGAGAUGCGCAAGAGCUGGAUCCGCAGCAUCAACGCGAGCUCGCGCGCCUACGGCGUGCCCUACAACCGCUUCAUCGCGGGCAUGCGGUCCGCCGACAUCGACCUGAACCGCAAGGUCCUCGCGGAUCUGGCCGUCAACGAGCCGCUGUCGUUCCUCAGCGUCCUCGAGGUCACGCGCGCCGCG